UCGAAUGUUUUUACGGUAUUCCCUUACCUGUAUGAACAAAAAAUACGUACCAUAUAAAAAAGUAAAAAUUUACUUAGAAUUUGAACGACUUAAUAUAAUGCAAUAUUCAGCGGAAACGCCUUUUGUAAAAUCGAUGAAUAGAAUAACUGGUAAACGUCUGGCAAGACUUUAGAAGUAAACGAACAGCACUUGCGAAAUCAUUGCAAUUUCACCUCAGUUGGAGAUUAUCAAGCAAAUAGACAUGACGAAAAAUAAUAUUUUACACAGUGUUGGAGCACUAAUAUUUCUAAUUUCUAUAUUUAAUUCGGGUACAGCUAGUAAAUUUGAUAAAACUGAGCUGUACAGGGUGUCUCCGGAGUUAAGUUCGCAUAAUGACGCGUAUAUUGCUUUGGUGAAAUUGCGAGAAAAACGCGACACGCCGACAAUUUAUGCUAAAGAUCAGUAUGAAAGUGUGCCACAGAUGGUCGGUGAUGUCAAAAAGCCGAUGGAAACCGCCGCAACAUCCAAUAUAUCAUCUAUUGUGGUACCAUAUAAAGCAGCUGACAUACCCCUAUUAGGCGUAAAUGGUACUGGUCAACGGAGGGAUGGAGGCUUACAGUUAUCACAGCCAAAGACUACGAUUGUUUCCGCUCCCAUCCAGUCGUCGGUAGGUGCUGUGGCUGGCUCGCCAACGGAAGCUAAAAAUUCCACAUUCUUGCAGGAACCUAAAAGCAUUGAUCAGUCGACUGAAACGCCAGAAGAAAAACUUAUAGAUAACAUAGAUGUGCCUGAUAACGAAACUAUCAGUGAAAUCGAAAAAACUAAUUAUACAGUCAAUGCUACCAAUGAUCAUCACAUCUACUAUAACAGCUCCAUUUAUGUCGACCAGGCAGAAGCAGAUCGAGUGUGGGAAACUUUCAAGAACUCUACAUUUAAUUCCGUGCUCUCGCAAUCCCAUCGUCGUGCCGUGACUGUCGAAUUGAGCUUCGACUUCCCCUUCUAUGGUCAUCCCGUCCGAAAUGUUACGGUAGCUACAGGCGGCUUCCUCUACACUGGUGAUUAUGUGCAUUCUUGGCUAGCGGCAACGCAGUAUAUUGCACCGUUAAUGGCUAACUUUGACACAAGUUUAUCAAAUGAAUCAUUUGUACGCACUAGAGAUAACGGCACUGCCUUCACUGUUAUUUGGGAGAAAGUUUCGCUGCAAGACAAAAAAGACGUAGGAAAGUUCACCUUUAGCGCAACCCUCCAUAACAAUGGCAAUAUUGUUUUCAUUUACUACUACGUUCCAAUUGAUAUUAAUGCCAUUCAAGAUGAUAACCAUCCCGUUAAAGUGGGUCUUUCUGACGCUUAUAUAUUUGACAAGACCGUUGUCUAUACACGCAGGAAAACCAUUUACGAAUACCAUCGCAUAAAUUUGUCUAAUAACGGCAUAUCGAAUGCAACUAUCAUUUACUUACAAGCUCUACCGACUUGUCUUGAUUAUAAGGACUGCGGAGCUUGCAUAAAUCACAAGACUUCAUUUGAUUGCGCAUGGUGUCCAACGUUAAAUAGGUGUUCAAACGGAACAGAUCGUAAGAGGCAAGAGUGGCAACAUAAGGGAUGUGAUCGUACACAAAUCGUUGAUACAUCUGCGUGCCCUGCCCUUGGUCAGAAAGGUAACAAUGCAACUGGCAGCAGCAACAAUAAUGCCAGUGCGAACACUACUCCAACAAAAGUGCCCACUGAAAGUGUUAACAACAACAACCAACAUGAAAGUAGCACACAUGCAAGUGACACGAAUAGCGCAACGGUUACUCCAGUGCAUGAUGGGAACCAUUCGGCGAAAGUAACGAAUGAAGCCUUGGAAGCACACGCCGAGUCGAAAAGUAUGGGGUUGGCUCUCGGUUUCUUAGUGCCCAUCUGCCUAGUGCUAACUGUAAUGCUAUGGGUGUUUUAUGCGUACAGAAACCCACACACUAAAAGCGGUCAACUCCUUAUUCAGUACCGCCCGAGUCAAUGGUCAUGGAGGCGUGGUGAGGCGCGUUACACAGCGGCAACGAUUCAUAUGUAAUGUAUUUAUAAAUUUCGCACCCUAUUCCCAGCGUCUUAGAAAGCUUCAAAAGCAUCUUUAAAUUCUACUGCAUGUUUUGAGCAAUUUAUAGAUUUCGUUAAUUAAGUUUAAUCUUUAUCUUUCUCCUCUUAUUAAUAACAUUAUGAAAAUGCAAAUCUAUUGGUACUAUAUAUUAUAGGUAUUCAGCAGAAAAUAUCGUUUAUUUGUGUUUUAUUGUACCGUAAUAAACAUAUUAAUAUUACUAAAUCAGUUUCAACUAAAAAGCGAAAACAGUUUAAAGAUAACUAAAAUGUGAAACACAGAAAAAUAUAAUUGAAAAGACAACUUCUGCUUACAAGUGUGACAAGAUGUGAGGUAAACUACAACUAAGAUGAUGUUGCAGUGGAUAUAUUCAUAUACAUAUAUAUAUAUGGGGUCCAUUUCAUUAUAUAAUAUAUAUGUGAGUGUUGUUUUUCAAUUCUAAAAUCAAUUAUACUAUAGGGAAAUGCUUUUAGUACUGUCUGUUUUAAUAAAAAAUAUAUAUACCAAUAAAUUUUACAAAGCGAUCCUGCGCUAAGUUGUAUAAAUAAACUUAUUUUAAUUCUUGUACGUAGAUUUGUAAUGUUUGUUUAAAUAUUUUUAACUUUACUUUAAAACACUUUUUUUUUAUACAUUUUUUUACAGUGUUGUGAAUAUAUUUUAAUAAAAUUAUCAACUCUUUAAUAUUUUUUAUUUUACAUUGGUUAUGCACAGUUUCUAAUAUAAACCACAUAUGCCCAUAUUUUAAACAUAAUUCUUAAAACCAUUACUGUAUAAGGGGAAGAAAGCGAUAAAUAAACAGUGAUAACAACUUAAGGCCAAGCUUUCAGUGCAAUUAUAACAAAGUGUGUGUACAGUCAUAUAUUUUCAUAAAUAUAUUUUCUAUAAUGAUAUUGUGAAAUUUGAAAGAGUGUUUAAAAGAGUUCUUCAGCCAAUGGCGAAAUGAGACUAAGUAUCUGUUUUUCGCAAUGAAUAGGAGGCAGAUUUUUGUAGGCAUCGCUUAGUGAAGACGAGUUAUUUUUAAUUUCCCAAUAUUCUUAAUAUUAUACUAAUGCAAUGAAAAUGAAUUAUGAAAAUUAGAAAAAUGUCGUUAGUUGCCGAAUACUUAUGUGUAUCUAAAAACAGUCAUAUCAAUAACAUUUUGCCUCCAAAUGGUUAACUAUUGCAUUUGUAAAUGUGUGUGGUUUUGUGUCUAAAAGUAGAAAAUAUUGUAGCGUAACGGUUAAAAUGUAAACACACUUGGUAUCGGUUUUUAUUUCCAUGAAAGAAAAAAGAUCUAAAAUCAUUUUGAUCAAAUAAUAGCUCGUACAAGUGGUUUCUAUACACAUUAUUGUGCAACAAUGCCACCAUUAAUGCACCCACAGAGUAAAAAAUUAAACUUAAAUUCUAAUAUAUUCGCGAUAUAACUACGAAAUUAAAAGCAAUUCGUCACUUAGUGUUAUUAAACACUAUUUUGAAAAACAACCAAUGUAUAGUAUAUAAAACACCACACACGCCUUAUGUACGAGUAUAUUUGUAUGUUAUAGCUUUUAUGGAAUAUAUGGUAUAUGUAUCAGCUUAAAACACCAACAAUUGAGAAUCACUUUUUGUAUGAAAAAUUUAGCAGAGAACAACUUGUAAUCUAUACUAUAUACAUAAAUAGUUAAAGCAAGUAUUAGAAAGUAAAUCAUGUGUAAAUUUUAAAUGACUAUUGAAAUUUGUAAACCUACACAUACAUAUUAUAAGUUAAUAAUGGUUGCAAAUAUAUUAAAUUAAUGAGCGUAAAUAAAGAUAAAAUGAUUAGAUAUGGA
Messenger RNA from Bactrocera oleae (olive fruit fly), 3837 nucleotides. Its product is annotated as lethal (1) G0289. Lineage: Eukaryota; Metazoa; Arthropoda; Insecta; Diptera; Tephritidae. The record is from RefSeq and is a predicted model, not a curated record.